AAUGUCUUGGGCACACUGGUCUCGGCGAUGCGUGCUUAUUAUUGGUGUGCCUGACAACAACCACAACUCACCGGAUCCCUGGCCGCCGGGCUUGGGAAGCUCCGAACGCAAGUUAAGUUACGAUAACAAUCAUCUCAACCCUUACUCCUACAGUAUGUGUGGCGUCGGGAGCCUUACACUACGGCAUUGCCUUUUUAGGCAAUACGGUAGCCAGAUAACCGCUUGUUGAUGGGUGUGUCCGUUUUUUUUGCUGCCACGGAGGCGAGCACGCGGUCGAGCUGGAAAGUUAUCGGCCGCGUCAGUUGCGGCUGAAAGGGAAAAAAAAAGAAAAAGAGAGGGUAAAAAUGUGAGUUCAGAACACCCUAUGCUGCCUACGGUAUAGACUACCGCUGUGAUGGAUGAAAUGUGGAGAGAGUGCUAACACUGCACGAUACGUAGGAGCUGUCAUAAGGGAUUAAGGUUAGGGUACCAGAGAGCUCCCCCUGAUACUUCUCUAAGGGAUCGGCAAUGCUUUGUGCUUGAAACGUCACCACUUUCGUCCGAUGAUUGGGAUUUUGGCAAGGCUCGACAAUUUUCAGCUGGGGUGAGUUCGGAAGAUGAGUUCGGCUUUCUGGCUUGACAUUUGUUAACCUCUACCGGACUGAGGUCACAGGCUGUGAGCACCGAACGGUGGAGCUGCGAGUGAAUGCCAGCCCCGGUUGAGUGCUGGCAACGGUGCGUACCCCAACCACGGUUUAUCGUACUGGUGCUAUACGCAAUCGUCAUAUCAUACCACGACCAAUUCUUUUUUUGAUUUUUUUCCCCAUCUACCCACAUUCUCUUCGGAGGAUUUGGAAACUAUGGCCACCAUCCGCAAGGUGCUCCCCUUUGCCCUUUUGGCUGGCCGUUGUCCCGGUGCUUCUUCACAAUUGGCACUCUGAGACACGCUUGCUUCUGCUACCUUCUGGAUGGCCGACAUUGAGCGAGUGAGAGAAAAUGAACCAAUCGUCUUCUCCCAAAUAGAGGUGACAGAAAGAUAAACGGUGGAAGCGAGCUGGGAUUGGAUUGGAUCCCUGUUGGGAAUGGUCCCCCUGUUUUUUUCCCUCACAUUGAUUGAAAUUCAUUGAUGGUUGCUGGGAUUUCGCCUGCUGGAUAUCAUGACACUGCUUACAGCGCCGCUUUAGCCAAUCAACUAGGAAUGGAGCUGCUGGAGCUGCGCAAGGAUUUUUUUUUUUCAGGUAGGGCUACUCUUGUUGGUUAGGUGCCGGUUUAUCUACCUUUUGCAUCUUGCGAGUGCUUUUACAUCCGUCACAGGUAAUUGCAGACUAGCAGCCUGAUAAGUGAUGCGAUCAGCAUUGAGGGUUGAGCAUUCGAUUUCAUGGAAUAUGGUUCUGUGACAGGCACCGGCAGCGGGGUGUUGAUCCGACUUUUCGGAGAGCAUACCGAUUGUAAGGGGAACUUUGGUUUGACGGUUGAAGCUUUCCGGCGAGAAAGUGAGGCGCGGGCACUUUGUGUGUAUGCUUUUUCGUUCGCCUUCUAUCCAAAACACUCUGUCGGAGCUUAUGGCCCAGCUCAAAGGGCCUCCCUCCACUGCUAUUCGUCGGGCAUCAAACGAGAUACCAUCUUGGCGGGUUCGCAAUGGCGCUGGUAAUAGGCGGCAUGUGGAUACUGUGUGCCAUCUAUCGUAUUGCCAGCCUCUACGCGGCAUGCCUGUGUUUGUCAAGCCUCUCCCUUCUGCUCGGAGCACGUCAUCUUUUACCCACAGCGCUUGCCCGUUAUCCUCUAGCUGCCAUGUGGGAGAGUCAGUGAUGGUCCUGAUGUGUUUUCUUUUCUUUUCUUUAUUUUUACUGGGUUUUCUCGCAGUCUUGCUGGGCUCCUCCUUUGCGGAACCCCGUGGAUGCGCGCUGUGGGCGAUGAUUUUUUUCUUUUCUCCCCCCGAUAUUAUAUCCCUCACCGUGAGUAUCUUUCCUUUUUUCUUUCCCUCAGUUCUACUGCUCCUGGCUUACAGAUUUGUUGACGUUAUCAAUCGGCUAACCUGGCAGUGGAGCCGGGUGGAUGCUCAAGUUCAACCCCUUUGGCUCCAAUCAACAUCUUUGAUCCUGAACUUUAUUCAAUGGGCCCCUCAUAAAUCUGUCUCAUAAUGGGUCUGACUUGCUGCUUUUGUUAAAAUUGAUGGGCCUCGAUAUGUCAACUCAGUGUCCCGCCUCUAUUCGGGCAAUCUCUUUGGCAACUUGGCUCGAAAUUUCUAUAAAUGUUACACGACGGUUGAUGCAUGUCUUUCCUAUCAUCCCUUGGCGGUUAUUAGUUUUGUGUGGGCUAUCGAGGAAGCUCACAACUGGUCAUGCGGGCAGGUCUGAAUAUCCCUCACUCGCACCCUCACCCUCCCCCGGACGGAAUCUAGGACCUGGGAUAUCCUGGUCGGUUUUUAUGAGUAUUAACCUGCACUUCCCCCUCAGAUUCUGCUGCCUCGCUUGUGUGGGAGCAGGUGCACCCAACCGGUAGCGCUACCUGGAGCCCCCAU
This is a messenger RNA of Tuber aestivum (summer truffle), 2500 nucleotides long. The record is from the annotation of a GenBank genome assembly. Lineage: Eukaryota; Fungi; Ascomycota; Pezizomycetes; Pezizales; Tuberaceae.